UAUUUAUUUAGAUUACCAGAAUUAAUAUUUGCCCAAAGAUCAAUUAGGCACAAUGUCGCUAUUUUUGGUUUUAUUAUUUCCUUUAACUAAUUGUUAUUUUCUCGAUUCAAAUUCAAAUAAAAUCACGCGAACAAAACGAGAGACUGAAUUUUGUCCCCGAGAACGCACCCCCUGUGUGACACCGAUGAAGUAUUCAGAUACGGAACGUUUCAAAUGUGACGACGCGUGCCCUUUUGGCUACAAUUGUUGUCCAGACACUUGCUUUCAACACAAAAUUUGCAAAAAAAGUUCAAAUAGUUUAGAGUUUUGCCCCCGAGACAAAAAUCUCUGUUCGACGCCACUGCCUUGCGGAAAAACUAAAGAAUUUUCGUGUUUUGAUGACAAUGAGUGUCCCUCGGGUUACGUCUGCUGCAAGGACAGUUGUUUCGUACACAAAAUUUGUAAGGAGAAGGUUUCAAUUGUAACAACUCCACUUUCGGUAACGGAACAAGAAGAAACAACUACAGAAAAAGAAGACGAGGAAACAACUCCACUUCCUACAACAACGGAAACAGAAGAAAAAACAACUCUUGUAACAACAGAAGAUGAAGAAACAACUCCAGUUCCUGCAACAACUGAAGCAGAAGAAGAAACAACUCUUGUAACAACAGAAGAUGAAGAAACAACUCCAGUUCCUGCAACAACCGAAGCAGAAGAAGAGACAACUUUUGCAACAACUGAAGCAGAAGAAGAAACAACUUUUGUACCAACAGAAAGGGAAGAUGAGGAAAUGUCUUCAGUUCCUACAACAGGCGUGGCAGAAGAAACAACUUCUGGAACAACAGAAAACGCAGAAUCUCCGAUUUCCACAACAACAGAAGACGAUUACUUGGAAGAAUAUUAUGAUAAAAUAUAAGACUAAAUGACGUGGCAAAUGCGUCAAGCUAAAUAAACAUUUAUAUUGCAUUCAAGUUCCGCUUAAAAUUACCUUCAAAUAUUUGAUGUGUUUGAUAAGUGGUGUUAAAUCUGAUUCUAUCACGAUUUGAGUCAUUUUUAAGUGCAAAUUGUAAGUUGUUGAUGUGAAUAAAACUGAGAAAAUGUUUUCGCUUCUUUUCCUUCUUAUCCUGUCUGUGGACUCUCGAGUUUUGCCAAAAAUUAAUGAUGCAUUAAACAGAAUUGUGAAACGUGAGGCUUCUUGCCCCCCUGAAGCAUACUCAUGUCCCCAGCCAUUGAAAUACGAAGAUACUCAAAUUUUCUUGUGUAAUAAUGACUGUCCUGAAGGAUACACCUGCUGUAGUGAUUCAUGUUUCCAGCACAAAAUAUGUAAACCAACAGAAAAAUCUAAACCUAAUUCUACAAGUGUACAGUACCGGUGUACCAACCCUGUUGAUUAUGAAACAAGUAAAAAUCUGUUGUGUAAUGAUGACAGGGAAUGUCCUUCAGGUUACGCUUGUUGCGAAGAUAGUUGUUUUGAGCAUAAACUGUGCCAAGAGACAUGUGAAGCCGAUCUGAUCUAUAUUGACGAAAAAAACGACGAUAAAAAUGAGCAAGAUAAAGAUAAAAAUAACAAAGAUAACACUGACAAAACUGAAGGCAGUGGAAAUGAUAAUGAGGAGAGAAAUGAAGAAGACACAGAAAAUAACGAUAAAGAGAGCAGCGGCAAUAACAAUAACAAAGAACAUCAAGAUGACGCGGGUGAUAAAGAAGGUAGCGGUUACAACGACAAUGAAGAUAAAGAUAACGAGGAAGAACAUGUCGAUUCUGAAGAUAAAGGUGGAAACAAUGAAAAUACCGGAGGCAAUGAUGAUAACGAUAUUAAUGACCAAGAUGAAAAUCACGAAGAUAAUAAAAACAACAGCAGUGAUAAAGAUAACGAUAAUGAGGGUAGCGGUAAUGACGAUAAUGAAGAAAACGAUAAAGAAAGCAGCGGUAAUAACGAUGAUGAUGAAAAUAAUGAAAAAGAGGGUAGUGAUAAUAACGAUAAUGAUGACCUGAGUAAAAACGACACAGACAAUAAAGAGAAUAGCGGUGAUAAAGAUAGCGAUAAUGAGGGUAGCGGUAAUGACGAUAAUGAAGAAAACGAUAAAGAAAGCAGCGAUAAUAACGAUGAUAAUGAAAAUAAUAAUGAAGAAGGUAGCGGUAAAGACGAUAAUGAUGACCAGAGUAAAAACGACGCAGACAAUAAAGAGAAUAGCGGUGAUAAAGAUAGCGAUGAUGAGAGUAGCGGUAAUGACAAUAAAGAUAAUGAUAAAGAGAGCAGCGGUAACAUCGAUGAUGAAGAUGAAAACAAUAAAGAAGGUAGUGGAAAUAACGAUAAUGAUCACCUAAAUAAUAAAGAAAAUGACGGUGAAGAACGCAGUGGUAAUAACAACGAUAAUGAUAAAGAGAGUAGCGGUAAUAACGAUAAUGAAUUGUAUUUCGAAACUGACGACAAAAGAAAAGAUGAAGAAAAUAACGAAGUCAAUGAAAACAACCGUAAUGACAAUGAUAGUAAAAAAGGGGAUAAAGAAAAAAGCGAUUACCAAGAUUACGAUAAAGAGAGCAGCGGUAAUAACAAAGAUGAUGAAGAUAAUAAUAAAGAAGAGGGCAGCGGUAAUGAUCAAAAUAAAGAUGACGAAGGCAACAAAGAAACUGAUGGUAAAGAAAGUAGCGGUAAUAACGACGAUGAUGACAAAAAUAAUGAGGAAGAGGGCAGUGGUAAUGACGAUGAUAAAGAAAAUAGUGGUAAUAACAAUAUUGAUCAAGACAGUGAAGAAUUAUAUUUCGACAACAAAAAUAAAGAUGAAAAUACGAAAGAUAACAGAAACAAAAAAGAGAUCAACAGUUAUGAGAAAGAUGAACUUCAAAAUAAAAAUAUUAUAGACAAGGAUAAGGAUGAGAGGAACAGUAGUAAUGAUAAUGACGGCGGAAAUGAAGAAACCGAUAGAAGAAAUAAAGACAAAAAACAAAAAAAUAUUUACGAAGAUGAAGAUUAUGUUUAUGAAGAUGGGAAUAACGACAACGUUGGAAAUUCUCCGGCGCUUCAAAUUUUUAACGAAUCUGUACCUCUACAAAAGGAAAUUUAUUAUUUUGCUUAAAUUAAUUUGUGUUUUUACGAAUUGUACGUAGGCGCUUGUUUUUUACGUUUGUAGCUUGUAAGGACACAAUAAAAAAACACUUUAAAAAAUAA
This is a messenger RNA of Tribolium castaneum (red flour beetle), 3148 nucleotides long. RefSeq lists its product as uncharacterized. The record is from RefSeq and is a predicted model, not a curated record. The transcript is spliced from 4 exons. The coding region runs from base 1077 to 3056 and encodes 659 amino acids. Lineage: Eukaryota; Metazoa; Arthropoda; Insecta; Coleoptera; Tenebrionidae.